Messenger RNA from Clupea harengus (Atlantic herring), 3261 nucleotides. RefSeq names its product DAB adaptor protein 1a (gene dab1a). Lineage: Eukaryota; Metazoa; Chordata; Actinopteri; Clupeiformes; Clupeidae. The record is from RefSeq and is a predicted model, not a curated record. Gene Ontology annotation, biological process: neuron migration. Gene Ontology annotation, cellular component: intracellular membrane-bounded organelle; cytoplasm.
UGUGGGUCAGUGAGGGGGAACACCCCAGGUUACUGACUCAGCCUCAUAACCUUGAUUAAGAAUGAGAAAGCCCUGGUGCUGUGGGCAGCCUCUCGCUCUCUGACAGGCCGAGCUAAAAUCAAUACCCUGCAUGAUGGGGUGAAUCACAGGGUUAAAAUUAAACUCUCGCCCUUCCCCCGCCAUCCAACCCCGUCACGAUCACUAAUCAUUUCAAAAGCAGCUGAAGGCUUUUUAAUUACAGCCUGUUCACUGACAGGUACGUCCUAGUGAGUGUGUGGAUGCUUGCAGCAGCCGGCUUGUCGGUACUCUGUCCUCAUUCUUUUUCAGCGCAGGGGGAAAGGCUGAGCAGUUGCCUUAUGUGGGACACAGGCUUGUUUCUUGGCUGUGGAUAUAUUGAUGUCACAAGAAGUCAAACGCCACUGUGACAGUGUAUCAGCACUUUUACCCUAGCCUUUAAGGAAGACCUAUACAUCCAGCUCAAAUUCAUUGCACUCAACCCCCCCUCCUGUUCUUUUUAUCUUCUUUUGCGCAUCUUGGUUUUCGGUGCUGGAACUCUCACUCAGUCACCCCGCCCACUCCUUGCGUUUUCCCCUGAAACCGAGAAAUCAGGACAACUCGGCGCAGAACGGGUUAACGUGCACCCGAGCUCGUGAUUGGCUGUGGGAUUCGUGGUUUUAGCCACCCUAAGAGAGAGGUAACUAGGCAACUUCAGCGGGAGCAGCGAAAGAAGGGAGCGAAAAGGGUCGAAAAGAAACGCAAAAAAUCCUGACACUCUUUGGCCGUGAUGGAAAGGAUGUAGUCCAGAUUUGUCUGUAUGUCCCCGGAAUGGGAAACUGGAUUACGGCUUUAACAAGAACUCUAUGGACCUCGGAGCAUCGGGAUAUAUAACUGGAUUUGUUUUACUAUGAGAAGUAUGGGAACCGCACAAUCUCACAUCAGUCUGAAGCCCGUGCAGGGAGUGAUUGAGAUGCUGCUCCAAGGCUAGAGGCAUCAGCAGCACUGAUCCGCGGUCGGCAGGGGAGCCCCUCUCCAUGAGCCUGAGCCUGAGUGUGUGUGUGUGUGUGUGCCACCGGACCUGCUUUGAAGAGGAAUAAGGGACUUAAUAGGAUGUCAACAGAGGCCGAACUCCAGCCGGCUGCCAGAACCAGCCUCAGAAAGGAAUCCAAGAGGAGAGGGCAUGACUGCAGUGAGUCAGGCCUGAUCAGGCGCUUCAAGGGGGAUGGAGUCCGCUACAAGGCCAAGCUGAUCGGGAUGGAUGAGGUCACCGCCGCGCGAGGGGACAAGUUGUGCCAGGACUCCAUGAUGAAGUUGAAGGGAAUCGCUGCCUCAGCUCGCUCGAAAGGAGAUCACAAGCUGAAAGUCUUUCUCACCAUCUCCUUCGGCGGGAUCAAGAUCUAUGACGAGAAGUCAGGGGUUCUUCAGCAUCAUCAUGCGGUCCACGAGAUCUCGUACAUCGCCAAGGACACCACGGACCACCGGGCCUUCGGCUACGUCUGUGGCAAGGAGGGCAACCACCGGUUUGUGGCCAUCAAAUCCGCUCAGUCUGCUGAGCCGGUGAUCCUUGACCUGCGCGACCUCUUCCAACUCAUCUACGAGAUCAAGCAGCGUGAGGAGAUAGAGAAGAAGGCUCAGAAGGACAAACAGUGCGAACAAGCUGUUUACCAGACCAUUCUGGAGGAGGAUGUUGAGGAUCCCGUGUACCAGUACAUUGUGUUUGAGGCGGGACACGAGCCCAUCCGUGACCAAUCAGAAGAGAGCAUUUAUCAGGUUCCUACCAGCCAGCAAAAGGAGGGGGUCUAUGAUGUUCCAAAGCGACACCCAAAUGGGCAGAUCAGUCUGCUGGACUUUGAUGCGGCCCUUGGCAUGGUCACCCAGAACAUCAACCAGUUAGAGCUUUUCGGAGACAUGUCCACCCCUCCAGACAUCACAUCACCUUCGACUCCUGCCUCUCCAGCCAACACGCUGGACCCCUCGCUGGCCCACCAGCCCCCGUCGGAGCUCUUCGCCCCUUUCAACCCCUCAGGUUACGUUACCAUGGGAGCCGUGCCUCCUGGACACUGGGCCCAGCAGCCGUUCGCAGGGCAAGCCCCUCUGGCGUUCGGCGUGCCGUCGCCUCUGCCCGGCGGCCAGCCGGUCAUCUGGGGCCAGGCCAACCUCUUCCCCGCCACGCAGCAGCAGUGGGCGGCCAUGGCGGCGGGAGGCUUCCCCCCGACGGCCUUCAUGCCCACGCCCGCCAUGUUCCAUACGCUGCCCCACAUGGCCAUGCCGCCGUCCUGCGAGACGCCCCCCGUGCCCGGGCCCUCGGCCGCCGGGGCCACAGGCGGGCCCCGCUCCUCCUCGUCAGCGGCCUCCAGCCCGCAGCACGGCGGAGGCGAUCGCUCGCGGCAGAAGAUGAGCAAGGAGAUGUUCAAGGAUUUCCAGAUGGCCAAGCCGCCGCCCAUGCCGGCACGCCAAGGCAGGGAGCAGCCCAACCUGACGUGCACCACGGACGCUUUCACCAGCUACUUCAGCCGCGUUGGCAUGGCGCAGGACACGGACGACUGUGACGACUUUGACAUCUCCCAGAUGAACCUGACGCCGGUCACCUCCACCACGCCCUCCACCAACUCACCACCCACUCCCGCCCCUCAUCAGAGCCCCCCCUCCAAGUCCUCGGCGUCUCACGCCAGCGACCCCCCCACUGACGACCCCCCCACUGACGACCCCCCCACUGACGACUCGUUCGGGGAGGGGGACGGUAGCCCCAGUCGGAGUGGAGAGGAAGAUGCUGCUGGAGACACCCAGUCUCCCUCCACGAGUGAGCCCCGCGCCGAGGCCUCUGAGCAGGACAGUCCACAGGGGAAGGAUCCUCUCUACGCCCAGAUUAACAAAGGACACAAGUGAGGAGGACAAGGGGAACACACUGCACAGAUCUCAACAGCACUGGGGGGAGAGUGGGAGACCUGCAGUCUGGGGUCCAGUCACACUCCCGGCUCUGUGUGUGUGUGUGUGUGUGUGUGUGUGUGUGUGUGUGUGUGUUUGUCUGUGCACUUCUGAAGGGCAGGGGAUAGAGAAAGAGCAUAUGUUUUUGUAUGUGUGCGUGUGUGUGCGUGUGUGUGUGUGUGUGUGUGUGGCAUUGAAAGCUCCACCGCGACAGGAGUCACCCCAGCCUCCACGGUCCUUUUCCUUCAAGCAGCCAUCUUCCCCUGUCAGAGCAGCAGCAACCGCCACCAUAGCCUGGCCACCCCAGACCUCAGUUCCCCCCGACACCGGCCUAAUGAC